Molecule: messenger RNA, 3032 nt
Organism: Mizuhopecten yessoensis (Yesso scallop)
Lineage: Eukaryota; Metazoa; Mollusca; Bivalvia; Pectinida; Pectinidae
Product: heat shock 70 kDa protein 12A-like
Exons: 1
Coding region: 372-1382 (336 amino acids)
Source: RefSeq, a predicted model, not a curated record
UCUCAAAAGUAAAUAUACGUAUGCACAACUAAGGACCAAGGGAAACCUACGUAUAAAAUGUGAAGAAGAUCCCUCUGGCACUGCCUGCAAAAUAGCGAUUACAAAAAUUGUUUAAGGACUGACGACAGACGGACGGACCACAGACGCAGGGCGAUUUGAGUAGCCCAUCAUCAGAUGAUAGGUGGCUAAAAAUAGAGAACAAUUUAAAUUUGGUUUGAUGUUGUAGUACAAUUUGUUUUUUUUUUCGUUUUGUUAUUCUACCAGGUGGAACUGUAGACAUAGCUGUACACGAGGUGUCUAAUGACGGGAAGUGUCUGACGGAGGUCUUACCGGCUUCUGGAGGAGCCUGGGGUGGUGACAAUGUCAACCAAAUGUUUAUCAACUUUUUUGGCAAGAAUAUUGGAGGAAAAGAAGAAAUUAACAAAAUAAAGGAAAAGCGUACAUCUCAUUGGUUGAAACUUGAGCGUAGUUUUGAAGCAACAAAGAGGAAAUUGAAAAGUGAUACUGAACAAGACAUGCGACUUGAUAUUCCGCCAGUUAUCAUCACUGAAGCGAAGCUUGAUAUCAACUUGGCAAACUCAUUCAAAAUGGACAUACAUAACAAAGACUUUAGAUCAUUCUUUGACUCGACACAACACACCAUCAGCCAUAUGAAACACAUAAUGGAGAAAAUACCAGAUAUAGAACUGAUUUUGUUGGUUGGAGGUCACGCCCAGUCCGAAUACGUGUCAAACCUGAUAAGGAGUGAAUUUCUAUCAAAAAAAAUAUUGGUACCCACGAAAGCAGAAGUAGCUGUUAUGGAAGGUGCUGUCUUGUUUGGAUUCGAACCCUGGUCUGUGUCGGCAAGAAUGUGUCGUCAUACUUACGGCAUUAGAUGUAAUGAAUCUUUCAAAGAGGGAUUUCACCGUAGGGAGUACCGGAAGGACAUAGAUGGAAAGGACAGUUGUGAAAAUAUAUUCUCCAAAGUAGCGACAGAGGGAGAUAUAUUGCAAGUUGUAGAAAAACGCGUGAAAGCAUUUUACUCGACGCACAAGGACGAAAAUCGAAGAAAAGUUAGAGUGAAUAUCCCUUUUUACGCCUCUACUGACAAAACGUGCCAAUAUACAACCGACAUAUCGUGUGAACGGAUUGGGAACAUUGCAGUGGAACCCCCAGCUGACGGGUGGCCAGAGGAGGUACAUUACCGUGUUGAAAUGUACUUUGGGAGGACCGAAUUGGAGGUCAAGGUUUUCAACGAUGCUGAUGAACGGGAGGAGUAUACCGGAAAGUUUGACUUUCUCAUUGAAAAGGAAAUUCCUGAAGUAUUACCAGUUUCACUAGUCCCAUCAGCUCAAGCCCAGGGUAGGACAAAGGAAACGAAGAGCAACUGUACUUUGUGCUGAAUAGUAUUCAUCCGGUAGAGGUCUGUAAGUUACUAAACGUACUAAUAUUGAUUAUUCAUGAAGCUUAUAGUAAAUACAGCUUACAUAACACAAAAGAGACAUGUAUGCGAGGCCAUAUAACGUUACACUAAUCACACAAAUACCGCACCAUGUACAUUGUUGACACAAUAGUGUUCUGUAACUUGUGUAAAUGUUUUGUUGGUAUUUGUCUUGGUUGAGAUUUUCAGAUUGAAAAAAAAAUAACGUGAUUUUAUAAAAAAAAAAGCACCUGCGACAGCAAAAUAAUACAUGAGGAAUCAUAUCAACAGGAUCUUUUCGAUUUAGUGAUUUGAAUAUGAUUUAUUGCAUUUUUUUAUAUUUAUUUAGGUUGAUAAAUGCACUGUGAUUCAAAAUAAUUGUAAUGUACAGAAGAACAACAACGUUUGUAUUCCAUGGCAGUUUUACCAUUUAGCCUGUCGAUGGUCAUUAAGUACUCGGAACAUGUUUAAAACUCUUGUAUAUUGCAUAGCUUCUACUUUAAGUUUGGUUAAAAAUAAAGGCUUCCCUCAUUCGCGAAAGUGAUAAUGUUUUGACUGAGUGAUAGGGACUUUAUUAGUCUCACAAUGUAACAGAUUUAGUUCAGAAUUGAAUCUACAUUUACUCUGCAAGGUUUGCUGUAACCUUGGUGGUCACAUACAGUGGCAUGGUUCAUAUAUGCUGUUAGAAGUAGAGAAACAGCCAUGUGAUGCAGUGUAAUUCAUUUUCGGCUUACUGGUUCUACUUUCAAAUUUUGAAAGGUGCAAUCGCAUGUUUGUGUGUGUGUGUGUGUGUGUGUGUGUGUGAUACGUUUAUCCUUGGUUGAUGCGAUGGAGUGAUGAAUUGAGUUGGUAUUGAAACAGUUUUUACGAAAACAACUCCAUUCGUAAAACAAUUAAAUCAACCAAAACAUAAUUCCAUCCUUAUAUUUCGAUUGAAACUUGUUAACAAUAACAAAUUAAGAAAUAUCAAAGUAUCAAAAAACAUAUCACAUCAAUGCGUAGACAACACAUUGCACUCUGUUAUGUAUAAGAUUGAUAAAUGCACUGUAAUUUAUGAUAACUGUAAUGUACCGAAGAACAACAAUGUUUUUACUCAUUGGCAGUUUUAACCAUUUAGUCUAUCGAUUGUCAUUAAAAACUCAGAACAUGCUAACCCCUAUAUAUUGCAUGAAGUUAUCUACUCCUUUAAGUGCUGUUAAAAAUAAAGGCUUCCCUCAUUCGCGAUUGUGAUUAUAAUUUGACUGAGUGAUAAGGAGACGUCUUUAUUAGUCUCACAAUGUAACAGAUUUAGUUCAGAAUUGAAUCUACAUUGAGUCUACAAGGUUUACUGUGACCAUUGAUGGUCACAGUAGCAAGGUUCAUAAUAUACACUUUACUGAUUAUUCAAUUUGAACUUAACCAGUACUCCUCUAAACUUUUGAAUCAAUUAUUAGGGGGCUUUACACACCGGCCCGUCUGUUUCAAAACUAUUUUCGACUAUUUGGACUUCUAAGUUACUGUUAGAAGGACGAAACGGCCAUGUGGUGCAGCGUAAUUCAUUUUCGGCUUACUGUAUUUACUUUCAGAUUUUGAAAGGUGCAAUCACAUGUGUGUGUGUGUGGGGGUGAGUUGUGUGUGUUGUUGAGUGUGUGUG